Messenger RNA from Penicillium cosmopolitanum, 1398 nucleotides. RefSeq lists its product as uncharacterized. Gene Ontology annotation, molecular function: lipoic acid binding; acetyltransferase activity. Bases 1 to 1398 code for a protein of 465 amino acids. Gene Ontology annotation, cellular component: mitochondrion; cytoplasm. The transcript is spliced from 5 exons. The record is from RefSeq and is a predicted model, not a curated record. NCBI's taxonomy places the organism in Eukaryota, Fungi, Ascomycota, Eurotiomycetes, Eurotiales, Aspergillaceae.
AUGCCGAGUCGGUAUCUCGCGACAUAUCGAAGUCGGGAUGUUCGAGUUUCGAGGAGUGACUUCCACACAACACCUUCACGUGAAAUACUCAAACCGUAUCUCCUCGCCGAUAUUGGCGAAGACUCAGGCAUUACGGAGUGCCGGGUUGUUCAAUGGUUCGUCAAACCAGGAGACCGAGUGAGCCAGUUUGACGCCAUUUGUGAGGUUCAGUCGGAUAAGGCCUCUGUUGAGAUCACUUCCCGAUAUGACGGAGUCAUUGCCAAUAUUCACCAUCAAGCAGAUGAGAUGGCUGAAGUAGGGAAACCUCUUCUCGACAUUGAUGUUGAAGAAAGCCUAUCAGAUCUUGAUAAAUAUUCGACAGAAGUGGGAGCGAGAGAGGCUACUUCAGAUGACUCGAGCGUUGUGGCUACCAACGCCGCGGAAGUAGCAGUGAACACCGAUACGCCCAACAAAAUUUCCAACUCGGGUCCCGAGCCUGAUAUCAUAAACUCUGGGCUCAUUGUCCCAGCAGUCAGGGCUAUGCUCAAGAAGCACAAAAUUGAUAUCAAGGAUGUCGCUGGGAGUGGAAAGGGUGGAAGAGUGCUGAAGGAGGACGUGCAACGCUAUCUUUCUUCAGGAAUCUCAGCUCCGAAAUCCUUGUCCAAAAACAUUGCAACCCAGCCCACUGUCAUCUCACAAGAUCAAGUCGUACCUUUGACCCCGAUCGAGAGCCAGAUGUUCAAGGUUAUUACUCGUGCUCUUGACAUUCCGCACUUUGGCUACAGCCACUCUGUCGACGUCACUUCUUUGAUCAGUCUACAGCGUAGCUUCAAUGAGAAGCUAGACACCUCGAAAGAUAUGUAUGGGGAUGACAUUACGAAGUUAACCCUUCUUCCUUUCCUUAUCAAGGCUCUGUCACAAGCCUUCCUACACACAGAGACGGAUCAGUCAAGUCCCCGGUUGAUUAUCAAGGCGUCUCAUAAUUUCGGCGUUGCCAUCGACACACCUAACGGCCUUCUGGUUCCGGUUGUCAAAGAUGUUCAAGAUCGGUCCAUUUUUUCCAUCGCCGCUGAAGUUAAGCGACUUGGCGCACUUGCUAAAGAAGGUCGUCUCACCCCAUCUGAUAUGAGCGGAGCUACUUUCACUGUGAGCAACAUUGGGAGUAUCGGGGGUUCUGUUGUUAGCCCUGUCAUAGUGCCUCCUGCAGUUGGCAUUGUCGCUCUAGGCAGGGUCGAAGAAGUUCCGGUCUUUAUACAGGCUAGGAAUCAGGAUGAUACAUCAAUUGUGAGGCGUGAUAAGGCCGUUCUUAGCUGGAGUGCAGAUCAUCGAGUUCUUGAUGGUGCUUCAGUCGCGAGAUGCGCGCAGCUCGUGACCCAGGUAUUGGAGAACAUUGAGAAACUCGGCAUUGGACUACGUUAA